This is a messenger RNA of Cololabis saira (Pacific saury), 1303 nucleotides long. RefSeq names its product malate dehydrogenase, cytoplasmic-like. Gene Ontology annotation, biological process: tricarboxylic acid cycle; oxaloacetate metabolic process; malate metabolic process. Gene Ontology annotation, molecular function: L-malate dehydrogenase (NAD+) activity. The record is from RefSeq and is a predicted model, not a curated record. The coding region runs from base 118 to 1170 and encodes 350 amino acids. The transcript has 9 exons. NCBI's taxonomy places the organism in Eukaryota, Metazoa, Chordata, Actinopteri, Beloniformes, Belonidae. Gene Ontology annotation, cellular component: mitochondrion; cytosol.
CGUCUAGAACCGGACCUGCUGCAGAAUAACCCCCCCAGGAACCGGACCAGGACCAGGACCACUAAAACCAGGACCAGAACCAGGACCAGAACCAGGACCAGGACCAGGACCGGCACCAUGCUGACGCUGCUCACCUCCAUGUACCUGGUGACGCGGGCCGUUUCCCCGCAGGCUGAAGCGAUCAAGGUCGUGGUCACCGGCGCUGCCGGCCAGAUCGCCUACUCCCUGCUGUACAGCAUCGCCAAGGGAGACGUGUUCGGGAAGGACCAGCCCAUCAUCCUGGUCCUGCUGGACAUCCCCCCGAUGCUGCCGGUGCUGGACGGAGUCGUCAUGGAGCUGCAGGACUGUGCCCUCCCCCUGCUCCGGGAGGUGAUCCCCACCGAUAAGGUGGAGGUCGGGUUCAAGGACAUCGACGCUGCCAUCCUGGUGGGCUCCAUGCCCCGUAAGGAGGGGAUGGAGAGGAAGGACCUGCUGAAAGCUAACGUGGCUAUCUUUAAGACCCAGGGGGCGGCGCUGGACAAGCACGCCAAGAAGACCGUCAAGGUCCUGGUCGUGGGGAACCCGGCCAACACCAACUGCCUGAUCGCCUCCAAGUCGGCUCCGUCCAUCCCCAAGGAGAACUUCUCCUGCCUGACCCGUCUGGACCACAACCGGGCCGCCUCCCAGGUGGCGCUGCGCUGCGGCGUGUCCUCGGACCAGGUGAAGAACGUGAUCAUCUGGGGGAACCACUCGUCCACCCAGUACCCCGACGUCCACCACGCCAAGGUCGGGCUCCGCGGGGCCGAGCUGGCGGCCUACGACGCCGUGAAGGACGACGCCUGGCUGCGCGGAGACUUCAUCUCCACGGUGCAGCUCCGCGGCGCCGCCGUCAUCAAGGCCAGGAAACUGUCCAGCGCCAUGUCGGCCGCCAAGGCCAUCUGUGACCACAUGAGGGACAUCUGGUUCGGGACCAAGGAGGGAGAGUUCACCUCCAUGGGCGUCUUCGCCGCCGGGAACAAGUACGGAAUCCCAGAAGACCUGAUUUACUCCUUCCCCGUCCAGAUCAAGAACAAGACCUGGAAGAUGGUGGACGGUCUCUCCAUCAACGACUUCUCCAGAGCCAAGAUGGACGCCACGGCGGCCGAGCUGGUGGAGGAGAGAGACACGGCGCUGGACUUCCUGUCCCAGUGACGCCCCGCCCCCUCCCGGCUCUGAGGGCCACGCCCCCUGAUCCCGUCCACCCGGGGGGCGGGGCCUCGCGGCUCUGAGGGCGGAGCUGCCGGGGCCGACGCCCCCCGAAAGAGAGAGAGUGUGUGUGUAUGAA